Messenger RNA from Lachnellula hyalina, 1578 nucleotides. RefSeq names its product WSC domain-containing protein. Gene Ontology annotation, biological process: response to reactive oxygen species; cellular response to oxidative stress; hydrogen peroxide catabolic process. Gene Ontology annotation, molecular function: heme binding; peroxidase activity. NCBI's taxonomy places the organism in Eukaryota, Fungi, Ascomycota, Leotiomycetes, Helotiales, Lachnaceae. The record is from RefSeq and is a predicted model, not a curated record. The transcript has 2 exons. The coding region runs from base 1 to 1578 and encodes 525 amino acids.
AUGAUAUUCUCGAGGUUGCCAAUUCUCAACUUGCUACACCUAUUCGCUCCCACGUCUUCGACUUACUUCUAUCCAACUGUGCAAACAUCGCUUCUCGAGCACAUACUUGUCGAUACACAGGGUGCUCAUGCAUCAGACUUCAUAGCUGCUAUAACGCCAUGCACCAACUAUGUGAAUGGAGCUCAGACUUUAGGACGAAUAACAUCAGCACAAUGGAUCCGAGUCGCGUUUCACGACUUUGUUACAGCAAAUAUAACAGCAGGGACUGGAGGGCUUGAUGCUAGCAUUGGCUUCGAGACUUUGAGGGGAGAGAAUUCUGGAGCUGCGAUGAAUGACUCGAUGGGCUUUUUCAGGCCGCGUGUCAGUUCGAAAAUAGCCACUGCUGACUUUAUUGCUUUGUCAGUAGUUAUGAGUGUAGGAAACUGUGGUGGGCCUCAGAUUCCGUUGCGCGGAGGGCGAGUCGAUGCAACAGAAGGGGGUGCUACGGGCGUACCUGCCCCUGACUCCUCGCUUGCAGACACGUUGGGUUUCUUCGGCGGUGCUGGAUUCAACCAGGUCGAUUCAAUCGGUUUGACUGCUUGCGGGCACACCAUGGGAAAUGUCCAUCAUGAGGGUUUCCCCAUAGUUGUUGGGCCUGACGCAGUGUCCGAGAACAACACCGGCGGCGGGAUCCAUUUCGAUAGCACUGUUGCUACUUUCGACACUUUAGUUGUUCACGAAUAUCUUAAUGGCACCGGGAAUGCAGGAGGUCCUCUCGUGACCUCUUUCAAUGUCAGCUCUCGAAGCGAUCUCCGACUCUACGAAAGUGACAACAAUGCUACAAUGACUAGUCUUGCUAAUCAAGGCAACGGCUUCUUCGAUACCUGUGUAAAUUUAUUUCAGCGGAUGCUCGAUACUGUACCAACUGGCGUUGUGCUUUCAGAUGUCAUCGAGCCAAUGCCACUUAAACCUAUCAACGCAACUCUUGAUUUCGAUAAUGAUGGCAAUCUAAUAUUUACUGGAUACAUAAGAACCCUCGCUACUGGAACCUCAGCCGCUCCGCAAUCACUAAACCUCACCACUUCUCUCGACAAGCAGGGUCUCCUUCUCACCCCUGAGUCGGAAACCGGUUCAAGCAUUUUCGGAUCCACCACUUUCUUCCCAUUCAGCACCCAGAUAUCAAACCCAGAAGCCUUCACCUCAUUCAAUGUUUCUGCUCCCGGUAUCUCGUCCCAGAGCUUCCCUGUGCAAUCAGGUGCUUUCGUCGUGCCUUCCCUUACCACUGUAACAACAAUCCACAACACCACCGCCACGGUGGCCUUUUCCGUCGCUACGAGACAGGGCUAUGUGGGUCGGAUGAUGAAGAGAGAUAAUUCGACAGCGCCGAGUGUCAGCAUUCAGGCGCCGGUUGCGCAGGUGGGUACGUUGGGUCCUCGCAUUGAGACAUUUGAUGAUGUAGCUGUUACGAGCGUGGCGCAAAAGGCGGGGUAUUAUGUUUGGGAAGGAAGUGUCACUGUCGAAGAUUGGACUUUGGGACCUCUUAGCAUAAGUGUGCUUAAUGAGAAUGGAGAUGAGGUGGAUGUUGCGAUGGUUGACUGA